This is a messenger RNA of Labrus bergylta (ballan wrasse), 3863 nucleotides long. RefSeq names its product neuronal pentraxin 2a (gene nptx2a). Lineage: Eukaryota; Metazoa; Chordata; Actinopteri; Labriformes; Labridae. The record is from RefSeq and is a predicted model, not a curated record.
UGUGUCUUUUCAGCUCCGCGCACUGACAAUCCAACAAACCGAGACACAGGACGGGGGGAAACUGACGUCUCUGCAAUCUUCUGAGGAUUUUUAAUCACAACAUUUACAACUUUUUGUUUUUGUACCCAGUAAGAGGAGAUAACAAAUUCUGAUUUCAUUCGACCCAGUUUUCACCUGCUGCGUAUAUGGUUUAGAUUGAUUGGUGUAUUUUACAAACUGGAGCGACCAUGUGGUUAGUGGAUGUGUGAUUUGAUGAUUCUUCUUCUGCAGAUUCUUUUCUUCUUUUGUUGAAGCACAGUCACGAGAUAAACUUACUUUGUUUGGUCUUUUUAUGACACGUUGGAUGCUAAAGAUGUCCACAGUCGCUGCAGUUUAUGGGUUGUUUUCGAAAUAAGUUUAUCUUAUUAUUUUACAGGACACUUAACAGGUUCAGUCGGUAGUUUGGGAGCAUUUAUUUUCCUUUAAAACUUGGAUUAUUUGUAACCGGUCGGGAUGCUGACUUUAUUAGUCGGACUUUUGUAUCUGGUCAGCGGACGCGCGGUGCGGAGCCAGGAUGCUACAGGUAGCCGUUUCGUCUGUAACGCCAUCCCUCCGGGCGCGGAGCCGGGCUGCGGAUACAAUCCUACCGGGAACCGCGUUCAGAGUAGCACCCCCGUCGAGGACGAGCUGCGGAACACGAUCAUCCAGCUCCGGGAGACCAUCCUGCAGCAGAAGGAGACCAUCGUGAGCCAGCAGGGGACCAUCAAGGAGCUCAACUCCAAGCUGGCGCGCUGCGAGGCGGCGGCAGACGAGUCGACGCAGGGCAAGUCCCGGGGUCAGGGCUCUAGACGGAAGGAGCUCGGCAAGAACACCAUGGGGGACCUGCCCCGGGACCCCGGCGAGACCAUCGACCAGCUGGGCAAGACCAUGCAGAGUCUGAAGGGUCGGCUGGAGAACUUGGAGCAGCAGAGUCUGCGUCUCCCCACCACCAAUGUGUCAGCCGGGGGUGUCUCGGCCCUGGCCCCCCUGCCACCGGAGCUGAGGGAUCUGCUGCGGCAGCGUCUGGGGGCGCUGGAGACGCAGCUCCUCCGGAAGGUGGCUGAGCUGGAGGAGGAGAAGAGCCAGCUCUACAACGAAACAGCGGCCCACCGCCAACGCACCGAGAACACUCUCAAUUCCCUGCUGGAGAGGAUCACCGAGCUGGAGAAAAGUAACAGUGCCUUCAAGUCACCUGAGGACUUCAAGGUGUCCCUCCCUCUUCGUACAAACUACCUGUACGGACGCAUCAAGAAGAGCCUCCCAGAAAUGUACGCGUUCACCGUCUGCAUGUGGCUCAAGUCCAGCGCCAGUCCGGGCAUAGGAACUCCGUUCUCUUAUGGCGUGCCAGGUCAGGCCAACGAGAUAGUCCUCAUCGAGUGGGGGAACAACCCCAUCGAGCUACUCGUCAAUGAUAAGGUGGCCCAGCUUCCUCUGUCAGUGAGCGACGGGCGCUGGCAUCACAUCUGCAUCACCUGGACGACCAGAGACGGCUUCUGGGAGGCGUACCAGGACGGAGAGCGUCUAGGCACCGGGGACAACCUGGCCCCCUGGCACCCAAUUAAACCUGGAGGGGUGAUCAUCCUGGGCCAGGAGCAGGACAUAGUCGGCGGUCGUUUUGAUGCCACCCAGGCCUUCGUGGGCGAGCUGAGCCAGUUCAACAUGUGGGACCGGGUGCUGCGGCCCGUGGACAUCGUGGGUCUGGCCAACUGCUCCGCGUACAUGCCGGGCAACGUGGUUCCCUGGAUUGACGCUAAUGUGGAAGUGUUCGGCGGUGCGAGUAAAGCUGCGCUGGAGAUCUGUGAGGAUCGUGCUUUUGACUCCUAAAGGAUCUGAUGUAAGAGAUGUGUGUUUUCUGACUUUGUUGCUGCAGUGAAACCCCACAGGGAAGGGCAUCAGUGCAACAUUUCCACAUACUAAUGCUCUGACUGCAUAGACUCGAAGACUCAAUGUUUAUUGGACUCAUAUGUUGAUGUGUCAGUUUGAACCCCGAGGACGCUGCAGGAGACUUCAAAUUAGUCCGCGCAUCUGAAGAAGCUAUGCUGUUGCAUCAGUCAGCUGUGUUGAUGUGACCUCCUGUCAUUCUGUGUUAUCUCGUCACCUCUUUGAAAAAAAAAAAAAAAAGGAGAAGCUCUUUUUGGUUUGAUAUCUGCUACUGACAAUGCUGCACUGUAUCCGUGGUGAAUGUGAGCUGGAGCAAGCUUUGAUGUGCUGAGGAACACUCUCUCUGCGUAACACGGGAGAGUACUACACGCUGUGAGCUCGCUGAUGUUUAAAGAGCAAUGAGGCACCGACCAAAUGAGGUGGAUGCUCCAAAGGUUCAAAGUGGACGAGAGCAAACCCGUGUGGAGGGUUAUUUUUGAGACGUCCCAACGCGUCAGAAUGUCUAAAUUACAUGCAUGAGCUCGGUCAGUGAGAGUGAAAGUCAGUUUGAGAGUGACGGUGCAUGCUUUCUGUCACUACACAGGGUGCAUGUGGAGCGUCCAAACAAGCCAAUGCAGCACUCUGACAUUACAUAAGUGUGUGUGUGUGUGUGUGUGUGUGUGUGUGUGUGUGUGUGUGCUCAUGUGCGUAUGGCUCAUCUUGCGUGUAAAAAGAUCAGAGAUUAUGAGAGAGAGAGAGGACAUUUUCAUUCUUGUCAAUCUACGCUUAAUACCUCUCUGCCCCUUGAGCAGCUGCCAUGUCCCAAACAGCUUUAUGGAACGGGCUGGCUCUGCUCAGGUUAAUAGCGAUGUCGGACAGCUGCCCGGGUACUGGCGUAUAGACAAGAGCAGUGGGCCCAAGCCCAGAGCCCUGAGAGGGCAGGGACUGGAACUGACCUUCAAGGACAAUCCUUAAAUCCUCAUCUGGGUAGUAAUUAUCUGUGAUCAUGAGCGAGGGCGGCGGCUAGCAGCCGAAGCUAACUGUGUCAUUAUCGAUUCAUUUUUAAGACGUAGAGAGGAUGCCAAAUGGUAGCAGCUCUCUGUGGACGUUAUGAAUGUCGAUGUUGGAUGGACUUCGGUCUUAAUUGCCUCUCACUGAACAAGAAGAUUAGUUUUAAUCAAUGGAUAUAUAUUUGUUAAAAAAACAAUGGGAACUAAUGGAUUUAUUGUCACCGCUAAGUGAAAAAACUUGAUGCUAUUUGCAGCUUCAUUUAUGUUACUUCUUAAUGUUGUGGCGGACAUUUGUUUUUAAAGAUUUUCUAUUUGACAGACGGUAAAGUGCUAAUAUAAAGCAUGGUGCUGCAGUCUCAUAAGAACCAAUGUUGAAGAGGCAACAAAGACUUAAAAGCUUUGGUUUCAAUACUGAAAUUUCCUCACAGGUGAAAAAAGCUUGGAUCGAUGUUUUGAAAAAUGCAGUUAAAUUUAGAGUCGAAAAAAAAAAAUGAAUGCAGCAGGUAACAGGACAGCGCAGAAUGUUUUAAAAAUGAAUAGGACUUGUUGGAAAUGUUGCCAACAUUUUGUGAUUGUUCCUCUUUUGAGUGUCUUUGUCAAUGUUUCAAUGUAAAACCAAGACAAGUCUUUUCUGUAGAAAGUGUUUUUUUUUCUUUUUCUUGCUUUUUCUGCUUAUGAUUUUUGUCCAUUAGCAGCACAUUAUGAACAAAAAGAAAAGCUUGUAGGAAUGCUUUGUUGUUUUUUUUUAAUAUAGUGAAUGGCCUUCUUGUGAGAACUACACGUGCUUCUGCCUGUGGACAAUGUUUCUUUUUUUUUUGUCACAUUUUAAAGCACUGACGGCUCACUAGCAGCACAGACAAACGAGGGACUCGAGAAAAAGACCAAUGUGUUUUGCUAUCUUUGUUUUUAAAGUCACCUCUCUGCCAUGUGGUUGAAUGUUCUUUUGCACCCAAUAAAAGAAAAAGUGAACAAGUU